Messenger RNA from Nannochloropsis gaditana CCMP526, 960 nucleotides. RefSeq lists its product as uncharacterized. Bases 1 to 960 code for a protein of 319 amino acids. The record is from RefSeq and is a predicted model, not a curated record. The transcript has a single exon.
AUGGGUUUGCUGCCAGGGGUAGAGGCGAAACCGGUCCUGAACUUGCAAUUCCUGGAGGACGUGAUCCGUAACACGGUGCGCUUGGAUUGGGCUUCCUUUUGGGCAAAAAACGCGGUGCAACCGCUCAAUGUGGUGGCCAGCAGCCUAGACGGGAUGGAAAGCUUGGCUUUGAGGAGUGACAAGGGCGACUUCGAUUCCUUCGAGAGUCUUAUCCAGUGCCUGAAGAGCAGCAUGUGCGUUCCCGGGGUGGCGGGACCGCCUGUGUUUCUGAACGUGACGUGCCGGCAGACGGGGGAGAGAAAAGAACGGGCCUUCGCGGAUGCCUUGGUCUUUGAACCCAUUCCCCUAAAAAGUGCAGUGGAGGACGGGUGCACGCACAUCGUCACUUUGCGCACGCGCCCUGACGGCAGUGAGGUCUUGGGGCACAAAGUGACGGGGAUUUACGAGCGAUUCAUUGCCCGCAGAUUCUUGGCGGAUCUCCACAAAUUUCGCCCGGCUGCCAUGCACAUGACCAAGUUCGAUCAUUUGAGGCAGUACGCCGCGGACUUGCUCCUUUUGAACGAAGGUUCCCACGCCAAAGCGACAGGCGUGCAUGUGCCGGACGGGAAAGGCGGGGGCCGGGCCGUCCACUUGUUGCCCGUGGCCCCGCCCAUGGGCACCACCGAGGUGGACACCCUCGAUUCUUCACGAGAAGCCUUGCGGAAGGGGUUGAAGGACGGAUUUGCGGCCGCGUGGAACCUGAUGGCGUCGCCCGAGCUGGCAGAAGUGUACCCUGGGGAGGUGGUCGCGAGUGAGCUGUUUGAUUGUGAGGACGUGGAGACUUUUGACCUGACCUUUAAAAGAUUCAGUACGGUCUUCCAAGGAGGCAUUGGGCAGGCGGAGGAAAAUGGAUUGAGGGCAACAAAACAGGAGCAACUGCUCUUUCCUCGGCAGGGACCACAUCAACCGCGACUAGCAUAG